This is a messenger RNA of Astyanax mexicanus (Mexican tetra), 1443 nucleotides long. RefSeq names its product hydroxysteroid (17-beta) dehydrogenase 8 (gene hsd17b8). The record is from RefSeq and is a predicted model, not a curated record. The coding region runs from base 90 to 860 and encodes 256 amino acids. Gene Ontology annotation, molecular function: oxidoreductase activity, acting on the CH-OH group of donors, NAD or NADP as acceptor. The transcript is spliced from 10 exons. Lineage: Eukaryota; Metazoa; Chordata; Actinopteri; Characiformes; Acestrorhamphidae.
UAGUUUCUGGUUGUAACCAUAGCAACAUAAAAAGGCUACAGCUUGAAGACCAGAAUCUCAUAUGGACACUGUGCUGUUUGCAGUUUAACAUGGCGGCGCCCUGUCGACUCAUAUCAAGGUUGGCUGUUGUGUCAGGAGGGGGGAGUGGUAUUGGAAGGGCAGUGUGCCAGAGGUUUGCUUCAGAAGGUGCCUCUGUAGUUGUAGCUGAUCGCAAUGAAGAAUCUGCGCAUGAAACACUUGAACUCCUGUCACGUAACCACAAAGGGCAGGAGCACAUGGCCUUAGGAGUGGAUGUGUCCUUGAAGGACAGUGUGGGAAGACUAGUGAAUACUAUACAGAGCCAUUUCUUUCAGCCACCCUCGAUAUGUGUAACUGCUGCUGGCAUUACUCAAGAUGAAUUCCUGAUGAAUAUGACUGAGGAGGACUUCGACAAGGUCAUUCAAGUUAACCUCAAGGGUACUUUUCUAUUAACUCAAGCUGUUUCCAAAGCAGCUGUUGCUGCUGGCAUUUCUAAAGGAUCCAUCAUUACUGUGGGUAGCAUAGUGGGCAAGGUGGGAAACGUUGGUCAGAUCAACUACUCAGCCUCUAAAGCUGGCGUGGAGGGACUGACUAGGACUGCAGCCAAAGAACUUAGCAGAUAUGGGAUUCGUUGUAACUGCAUCCUUCCAGGAUUUAUUGAAUCGCCUAUGACGGACAAGGUGCCAGAGAAAGUUAUUUAUAAGAUCACUCCACUUAUUCUUAUGGGCAGAAUGGGGAAGCCUGCAGAGGUCGCUGAUGUAUGCGCGUUCCUGGCCUCAGAUGAUAGCCAGUAUAUAACUGGAGUGAGCAUUGAAGUUGCAGGAGGCUUGUUCAUUGGCUGAGUUGGUUUUCAUCUGCCUUGAUGUAAGCAAGAUCUCCAUGUAGGAUUCUAUUUUGUUUUCUGAUUAUAAUUGUAUUUUUACAAAAAAAAUGUCAAACAAUAUAAAAAAAAACAUUAAGUGUCAAAAUAUACUGUAAGAAAUGAUAUGCUGUCAUAACAUGUUUUGUAAUUUCAUCCAAGAAAGGAAUAAUCUUUAUGUUAGCCAGAAACCUUUUGCCAUUUAUCAGAACACACUACACAUAUGUUAUACCUUUUCCUGACUCCAGGGGGAAGUGUGACUUAAGGUUUUAGGCAUCAGUGAAUUACUUGAUUCCUAAAAAGUUCACUUAUUUCUGACACACAGCUGAUCAUCUUCAUCCUCACAUGAGAUUUUCUGUGCUCAGUGUUCUGUACCUGUUGGACUGUAUUUGAAAUCCCCUGUGAUUUAUCCACUUUUUUGCGCAACAAAUCUUUAUUAUUCAGGCUUCGGUGUUCCUUCAGACUGUGCCUUGGUUUGCGGUUCAUCUGCUGUAUUUGUGUAUAGUAAAUUGAUCUGAAAAAUUUACGUUAAUUUGUUAUAAAAUAAAUCUACUUACAAUAUGAAA